CAUGAAGGCGCCCACUUAUCGGCCCAACCUGCCUCGCUAGCACUGUAGCAGCCCCGCAGUACAUUGCGACUUAUCCGUGAAGGAUGCGCUGGGCGACGAGGUUUACCAUCCUGAGUCUCGCAGUGAUAGUCGAUGCCUCUCAGCAGCAGUUUCUCAGAGUACCCGCUAGCGUGAACCAAUCAUGGUUAUCCCGACCAUGGGACGAGCGGCCGAACGGGGAUGCGACAGGCAGCCUCAUCUUCCAGUCCUUAGCUGGUCUAAUGCAGAUGAAGGCAAACUCAAAACACCCGCGAGGGCAUGCCAUCGUCCGUGCAAGCAUCCCUCCGGGCACGCUGCUCUACCACGGCCGGCCAACGACAGAUUUCCCCGCCCGGGAUUGGAUCGCCUUCGACCCUGAGCACUCGCUCCUCUUCACCGGAGGCCCGAAUGGCACCCUGUUCACCUUCACGACUACGCGCGAACUCACGCUUCUUUACUUUGACGGUUGCAGCGCAAACAUGGCCGAGGGCGUCGUCGAUACGCAGGACUUGCUCUUCUUCGGCCAGCUCAAGCACAAGCCUAGGGGCUGGACGGCGGAGCUAGAGCGGAUCCAGCACGGAUGCGCGUGGGGCAAGCAGCACACUUCCCUUCACCGGUGGGAAGUCAAACGCGCCGGGACAUGGCACAACAACUUCCCCGGCGAGGUGCGCGUGCACCCCGACCCCUCCACGCUCAUUACUUUCUUCGACCCAUCCUUAACCUCGCUCGUCGAGGCGCGGCGCUCCUUGACGCGCAACGAGUACAAUGCCGGGAAUGCCUCUCGCGAGGACGUCGCCCGCGUGCGCGCGGACGUUGCUGAGAUGGUCGCACGCGAAUCCGGGGCAAGGAGCGGUGUGGACUGGGUGGACCUCGCGCGCGUCAUUGAGGACAGAUUCGCGGAUAGACUGCCAUAUCUGCAACACCUGCUGCACCAGCCGGUGGUGAACGCGUCGGCGCAGGCGGCUGCGGUGCGCAAGCAGCUCAUUGUUUCGCUCGUCCCGUACAUGCACCGCGGCGCCAUCGGUACACCUGAAUGGUUUGUGGACAUCGCGCACGGAUGCGCGGCGCGGUUCACGGAACGCUUGCCUGUGUCGAGGUUGACGAAGCAGGAGCAUUUGCUGUUCCACGCUGUGGAGGAGGUGCUCCACGAGAUUUGCAGAGUGUAUACUGGGGCGUGGAUGGAUGUAUUCGACGUGGAGGCCAAGAGUACGGAGGUCGCAGCGCGCUUGCUAGAGAAGUGGAGCGGCGAGUUCGACGCGUUGACCGAGUGGUUGGAUUGGCCUGUGUGGAUACAGUGUCGUCCUGCUUGCGAUGUGAACGAGUAUUGUUAUGUACCGCAAGGUCGGCCUUGGGGCCAUCUGGAUGACCAUGAGCCACGGUGUCUACUAUUAGAGGACGAGACGUUCUGA
Molecule: messenger RNA, 1427 nt
Organism: Fomitopsis serialis
Lineage: Eukaryota; Fungi; Basidiomycota; Agaricomycetes; Polyporales; Fomitopsidaceae
Exons: 5
Coding region: 84-1427 (447 amino acids)
Source: RefSeq, a predicted model, not a curated record